GAUCUGGGGCUGGCCACCGCCUUCACUCGCCGCAGCAUCAGGACCAUCAAGGACAAUGAGCCCCGAGCGAGUCACCGCAUCCAUGCGUUAAUCUCACGCUAUUCCAAAGACCAGCUAUGAAUCAUGUAUGUGAUAGUACUUUCAAAUCUGCUCGCUUGCAUCCUCGCUUCCUGUCUCCAGCCUUCCGUGGCGUCAGCGUCAGCCGUGUUGGAGGCUGAGAUCCCCGGGGAGGCAGUGUCAUUGCUGCUACAGAGGGAUGAUACUGCAACCGGACAGACGCACAAUGCCAGUGGGCCGCAGGAGUCAGAGCGCACACUUACAUACCCAUCUCGCCUCAUCUACUACCGGAACGAAGCUUCGGAGAGCACCUACCAUGACCUGAACACUCGCGCUAAGAUUCCUGACCCACAUGGACAGGAGGUCCAUCUCGCUCAGGCUUCAUUUCAACUUCAGGCCUUUGGAUCACAAUUCAUUCUGGACCUCACAUUAAACAAUGACCUGCUGUCCUCAGACUAUGUGGAGAUACACUAUGAGAAUGGGAAGCCCAUCCUUUGGAAGGGUGGAGAGCACUGUUAUUACCACGGCCAGAUCAGAGGGAAUGACAACUCUCGUGCCGCUCUGUCCACCUGUAACGGUUUACAUGGUAUGUUUGAUGAUGGAGUCCAUGUGUACACAAUUGAGCCACUUAAACAGAAUCACUCUAUGGAGGGAACAGCGAGACCACAUGUGUUACGCAGGACGACUAUCCUGCAGCAAACCACACCUGCGGGAGAGGAAGGCAUGGAGGAGGAUUUGUCUUGGCUUCGACGGAGGAAAAAGCGAGCUAUGCCGAGGAACGUGUUUGAGGAGAUGAAGUACUUUGAACUGAUGAUUGUCAUUGACCACAGCAUGUUUAAGAGAGUGAGGACCAAGCAACAAACACGCAACCAUGCCAAAUCUGUGGUCAACUUGGUGGAUGCUAUCUUUAAAGAACACCUGAACACACGUGUGGUGCUGGUCGCUGUGGAGAUCUGGACGGACAAGGAUCACAUUCCCGUUAGCGUGAUUCCAUUCGAAAUGCUGCGAAACUUUUCCAAAUACCGACAGCAGCACAUCAGGCAGCACGCAGAUGCAGUGCAUCUGUUCUCUAAUGUGACGUUUCACUAUGCUCGGAGCAGCCUAGCGUAUUUUGGAGGGGUGUGUUCUGUCAGUCAUGGGGUUGGCAUCAUUGAGUUUGGCUCUACGUGGACGAUGGCACCACUGCUGGCCCAGAGUUUGGCUCAGAAUCUUGGUAUUCAAUGGGAUUCAGCAUCAAAGAGAAAGGAUUGUGGGUGCAUGAAUUCCUGGCUGGGCUGUAUCAUGGAGGAAACUGGGGUCCAGCACCCACGGACUUUCUCUAAGUGCAGUAUCACCGAUUUUAAAGAGUUCCUGUUGAAGGGAGGAGGAUCCUGCCUCUUUAACAAACCCAGCAAGCUGUUUGAAGACACAGAGUGUGGAAAUGGAUACGUGGAAGUGGGAGAAGAGUGUGACUGUGGACCAAGAGAAGAGUGCAUUAAAGAGUGCUGUAAAAAGUGUUCUUUGUCUAACGGUGCUCACUGCAGCGACGGACCCUGCUGCAAUAACACAUGUCUGUUCUAUCCUCGAGGUUACUCGUGCCGCUAUGCAGUAAAUGACUGUGAUAUUUCAGAGACGUGCUCAGGAGACUCAGGGCUGUGCCCUCCCAAUCUGCACAAGCAAGACGGUCACUUCUGCUCCCUCGACCAGGGUCGCUGCUAUGCUGGAGAGUGCAAGACGAGAGACAGUCAGUGUAAAUAUGUGUGGGGUCCAAACGCUGCGAGUUCGGAGAAGUUCUGUUAUGAGAAGCUGAACACAGAGGGCUCAGAGAAGGGCAACUGUGGCCAAGACGGAGACAAAUGGAUCCAGUGCAGUAAGCAUGAUGUGUUUUGUGGAUAUCUGCUGUGCACUAACACUGGCAGAAUCCCACGGAUUGGAACUAUAAAAGGAGAAGUCACUCCUACAAAUUUCAACCAUCAAGGCAGACUGAUCGACUGCAGCGGUGGUCACGUCUUGCUGGAUGAUCAGACUGAUCUCGGGUAUGUCGAGGAUGGAACUCCAUGUGGUCCGUCUAUGAUGUGUCUGGACAGGAAGUGUCUCCCUAUUCAGUAUCUGAACCUGAGCUCCUGUCCCACCGGACCCAACGGACACGUCUGUUCCAGUCACGGGGUGUGCAGUAAUGAGGCAACAUGUACAUGUGACACAACGUGGGCGGGGACAGAUUGCAGUAUGCCUGACCCUCCAAAAGUACCGCCCCCUGCUGAAGAUGAGGGACCCAAGGGUCCUAGUGCUACCAAUCUCAUCAUAGGGUCGAUCGCAGGGGCCAUCCUGGUGGCAGCUAUAGUCCUGGGUGGGACAGGCUGGGGGUUUAAAAACGUCAAACGGCGAGGAUACGAUCCAAAUGCUUCUGCCAUCUAGUGGACAGAAGGAACGCUCCGAUCUCCAGAGCUUCUGUAUUCAGCUGGGCUGCUGUCUUUGCUGCUCUUUUCUGGCAUUAGUUAUACUUGAAAAUGUCACACAUAAUAGUAAAGAAUUCAACCAACAAUACCUUAGUUAUGUAGCUCCACCCCCUUUUAUAAACUCCACCGUCUCUCACUGAGCCAUCUUUAUUGACAUAUCUCCCUCUACCGUAGCAGCCAAUCAGAUCAUUCUUACAUUACAGAAGCAUGACAUCACAACAGCCUGGCCUUGGCACCUGUUUGAAGGUUUUGCAUGGCUAAUGCCCAUAUUCAGCAGAAUACAGCAUAAAAAACUAUGAAGAGCAUAAAUAUUACCCACACAAUCCCCUUCAUUUCUUGAUUGCUUAUUUGACGGAAGUAAUUGAUAGCUGCAUGGCUUAGCCUUAGAGAGACAUGUUGAGUUGAAUUUAUGGGAUAGAUUUAAUUCUACAUAUACUGUAAAUGACCAGAUACAUCUAUUGGAAUAGCUCAUACAAAAAUGAAAAUUCUGUCAUUAGUUUCUACUUUCAUGUUUUUCCAAUACGGUGUGACUUUCUUUCUUCAGUGGAACACUAAAGAUGUCAAGCAGAAUAUUUUGGCAACUCUACACCAUACUCUGAAUGUGAAUAACGACAAGGUCUAGUAAUGUCCAAAAAAAUUAAUUAAAUAAAAGCAGAGCGAAACUACCAUAGUAUAUACAUCAGACACGACACGGCUACAUGACAUGUCACUACAUGACAUCUAUUUUAAACUAAUAUUAAACUGAUUUACCAUUAUUCCAAAUAUAUAAUGAGUGAUUGGUACAAUCUUUUUAUAAAAUGCGCUUGUUUGAAUAGAAUACAUAGAUUUAUUUUCCUUUUAUUUUCAAGAUUAGAGGCAAAAUAUCCUGUCUCUUUUAGUAUUAAAGUUCACACUAAAUGAAAAACCAAAUCAUUUCAGCAAACCAGUUCUUUUGGAAAGUUCAUUUCAAUGAACUGAUUAAAAAGAAAACAUUUAGUUGAACUGGCUCAUACGGUUCUUGUGUGCUACUUCAACCUGGAACUAAAGUUUGAUUCGUUUUGAUAUUGUGCAUCAUUUCAAAUGGUUAAUAAUGAAUGAUUGUUCAAGAAUCGGACAUCAUUAAUUUAAACAAACAUUAAAUACUUUUAAAAGUAACUAAAGCACAUAAUCAGUACCUGAGAUUAUCCUUGCCAUAGUUUGUAUGCUGUUGCUCCAGCCGCAAUGUCACAGAAAUAAAAAAUAAAAAAAACGUUAGUAGAAUCUGUCACGUAUUGCUGUCAUGGCUGGCUAGAACAAAAACACUAACAUGGAAAGGACACUUUUUAUUGCGUGUCACAGCAUUAGGACUUAGUGUUGUGUCCAGAGGUUGCAGGCUUCAAAAUGAGACACAGUUCCAUACUGAAGGGCUCAUUCUUAUGAUCAAAUCCUUUCGAAGGGUUUACCCUCCAGGGGUGUGUUUUUCCUGCCAAUUAAGGAGGUGCUGUCAUUGCACAAUUAGACCUGCGUAAAGAAUCAUGGGAGCAAGUGUCCAUAAGUGUCCUUCAUUCCAAAGGGCCCUUUGAAGUGGCCAGUUUUGAGCACUUCAGUUUGGAACGAUCCUUCAAUAUGGUGGCCAUGAAUGUUCUCACUCCAAAGUACUGUUCAGAAGCUGAUUUGGAAGUUUGGAACGCAGCAAUAAUGUAGGCUAACCUUUGUCUCAAAUAGUAUGACCUUCAGAUUGACGGCAGAAGGUCGGAACUCCAUAGCAGCUUUCAUUGGCCAAGCACCACCAAAGAGAUUGUCUGAUUGACAUGUAAAGCAAACGAUCACAGUGCAUUUUGUUUAGUGUCAUGUGUAGGGGCGUGAAAAUGUAAAGUCAGUGUCCCUACAAUAACAGACCAGUGUGCAAUUCAAUAUUAGAUGACGUCUGAGGUUGAGACUAAAUAAGUUUUGGCCCUCUAGAGGCUGAAGCGUAAAAAUGCAUGUUACAUGCAUGAGGAGGAUUGGUAGUCACGUUAAUUGUUCUUUGGCUCUGCGCUGACGGUUCGAGGUAUAACUGCAGUCUUCCUAAUAACCUGUCCUGUGUAUAUUGGCAAAAUGAUGGUGCACCACACCUGACAUGUGGAAUCAAAAUGAGAUAUUGUGGAAACUUAUUAGUUUGUGGCCGUAUUUUAUUAAUUGGUUCCCUCAUUUUAAUUUAGUUCAGUCGUGGUCAGAAGAGAGUGAAUUAAUGUUGUGGUAACAAAUUCUUAAUUUGUGUUUCCAUAUGUCAAGUGCAGGACACCAUACAAAAUUUUAGAAGAAGUCAAAAGGGUAAAUGAUGACAAAAUUUUCAUUUUUGGGUGAAUUGCCUCUUUAAGGUGAAUUCUAAUAUAAUUUAUAACAUAAUUUUACUCUUUCUAAUUAAAUACUUAGUACUUUGUUUUUUUUACGGAGCGCAUUUAGUGCCCAUUUUUACAAAUGUUUGUGACCAAACUUGAAUUUUUAGCAAACGUUUAUUCAAAAUAUGUUAAUAUAACAAUGUUUAUUUCAUAUAAAUGCUGUAUGUUUAAUAGUGUGUGUCUAUCUGGCAUACUGUGCAUUGAUUUGUCUGUUAUUUUAUCGGUCUUUUGCUCUGACAUGGGGCAACGAGUGAACACAUCUAUAGAAGCUGUACCUCAACACCCACGUUGAAUGAGACGGUGACUCUAAGCCAAAGAUCUAAAGUAAAAAUGUAAGUUUGGGAUGUUAUAUACAGCACUUUACUGUGAUAUUGUUUCCCCUGAUGAGGUGAGGUAGUGUUAUCAUAACUGAUCACCUGAAACACAUGCAAUAACCUGAUCAGUCCUACCUUGUUUCAUCUGUUUAACUUUACCACUCAAUUGUAAUUGUACAGAUGGUUAGAUUUUCGAGGCAUAUUAUUCAGACCUUAUUAUAUGGCCUUUCUCAUCAUCCAUCUCCCUCAGCUGUCAAGGCUGCUAACCCUACUGGAAAUGAUUGCUUUGCUGCAUGAAUUUACUAUAGUGGGCUUAUUACUCUGUAUGAAGUAUGAGUGCCCGACCCCAUAGGAAUAUGUAUAUUACAGAGACUGUGCUGUGCUGUUUGUGCAUGUCAGCUACAAAACUUUUAUUUACUAUGCAAACAAAUUUGUUGCACAAAGCGAAGGGUUAAAACAGUAAAAUACCACACUGAUGUAUCACAGUUGACCCUGUUUUUUAGCCAUGAUAUGAUAGUUAUGCUGAGCUUCAGGAAAAUAACAUUUUGUUGCUUAUUAUCCUUUAAUAAAAAGGACUGAAUGUAUUAUCUUCUGGUAAAAAAGCAACUCAUUUUGCAGAAUUACAAUAAUUCCCAGGUUACUUUCACAUUUAAAGUUUCAGGUAAAAUUUUGGACACUCGCCUUUUAUAUUUUCUCUGUUUUUCAUCAGCACUGUUUAUUAGCCUAAAUGUUCCUCCAUUUACCUGCUGCUGUUACUCUGAACUGUACGAAAGUCAUCGAAGUAAACAAUAAAACCAACACUAUUUUACACCUC
Messenger RNA from Onychostoma macrolepis, 5959 nucleotides. RefSeq names its product disintegrin and metalloproteinase domain-containing protein 23 (gene adam23b). Gene Ontology annotation, cellular component: presynaptic membrane. The transcript has 26 exons. Gene Ontology annotation, molecular function: metalloendopeptidase activity. The record is from RefSeq and is a predicted model, not a curated record. Gene Ontology annotation, biological process: proteolysis. Lineage: Eukaryota; Metazoa; Chordata; Actinopteri; Cypriniformes; Cyprinidae. The coding region runs from base 124 to 2451 and encodes 775 amino acids.